UUGGGUUGAAAAUCUUAUCUCGAACAUCGCCCGGUUCCAUCUUAUCAGUAAAAAUUGUCCCCAACACCACAGCACCGAUACGAUAAAAACGACCGCAUUCAGUCCUAAUCUGACAAAGGUGCAAAUCGGUUGCAAAGGAAAGUUUAAUUGAUUCAGUAAAGCAGUUAUGGAGGAAAACGUAGCUAAUCUGCCGAUGAGCGACGAAUUCGACAUUCGUGGCUUCGGGAGAGUAUUCAAAGGCUCACCGAAAAAAAGUGAUCGCUUGAUAUCGCGACCCGCAUUGGAUGAAUACUAUGACACCUCAAAUCGGCGUCGUGGGAUUGCUCUGGUGUUCUGUCAAAUGAAUUUUGAAACGAUGGCAAAAAGACAAGGCACGGACAAAGACAGGGAGGAUAUUUGCGAGGAGCUGAAUGAAUUGGAUUUUGAUGUCCGAGUUUUCGACGAUCUCAACAGGAAGAAGUUGCUAGAUACCCUGAAGGAUGUUUCGAAGGAGGAUCAUACGGACAACGAUUGCCUCGUUGUGGUUGUAAUGACGCAUGGCGAGCAAGGAGUUUUGUACGCUAGUGAUAGCAAGUACAAUGUUGAUUCUCUGUGGAAAAACUUUGUUGGUGACGCAUGCCCUUCGUUGAUUGGAAAACCGAAGCUCAUUUUCAUUCAAGCCUGUAGAGGUGAGCAGUUUGAUGACGGAGUGUCGUUCAAAGCAGCACCGGCUUCUAAUGUUGUCAAAGAUUUUGUGGAUUCUCGGAACGAACCCGUGGUUUACGCCAUUCCAGCAAUGGCUGAUCUGCUGGUGAUGUAUUCCACCUACGAGGGAUACUAUUCGUGGAGAAAUCCUCGCCAAGGUUCAUGGUUUAUUCAAUCCCUGUGCAGGGAGCUUACCGAACAUGGAAAGCAGCGUGAUUUGUUGACGCUUUUGACGGGUGUCAUACGAAGAACGGCCUUCGAGUAUCAAUCGUUUGUGCCGCAUGACGAGAGAAUGGACUGUAAGAAGCAGAUUCCCUGUAUGGUGUCUAUGUUGACCAAAACUUUUUAUUUUACCAAGAAAACCCGAAGUAAGGUAGUAACGGCAAUUGAUUAGAGGACCGCUAGGGUGUUGAAAUUAACUAAAAGCAAAUAAAUUUUGAAUUUUCGACGUUACGAAAAUCAAGCACGUUGAAUUUUGAUAAGGAUAAAUGUACCCGACCUUCGCCCCUAAGACAUUGUUGUAACCUUCCUGUAAUGUGCACCUCAGAAUGUCUUUCGACAAAUAUGAUUGCUCACUAGCCUGAAAUGCAAUAAAAAUAUGACCUAGCUACAAAGCUGUAGAUAACUUAAGAUAAAUCCGAUCAAACUAUUGAUUGAAUCGUUCCUUAUUGUUGCCCUUUCUGAGUUCCUUAAGUUGGCCGUCUCUAGAGAAAACAUGUUUCACUAAUACAACAACGGCCCCCACGAAUUCGUUCAUAAUAUCCCGAAAGGAAGCACAACAAUGUUCUGUAUUGUUUUUGAAAAGCCGAAAUUACGAAAUGUCAAUAAACUUUAAGAAUUGAUUUG
Messenger RNA from Uranotaenia lowii, 1530 nucleotides. Its product is annotated as caspase-like. Gene Ontology annotation, biological process: proteolysis. Gene Ontology annotation, molecular function: cysteine-type endopeptidase activity. The record is from RefSeq and is a predicted model, not a curated record. The transcript has 2 exons. Bases 167 to 1078 code for a protein of 303 amino acids. Lineage: Eukaryota; Metazoa; Arthropoda; Insecta; Diptera; Culicidae.